Molecule: messenger RNA, 6864 nt
Organism: Rhagoletis zephyria (snowberry fruit fly)
Lineage: Eukaryota; Metazoa; Arthropoda; Insecta; Diptera; Tephritidae
Gene: Amacr
Product: Alpha-methylacyl-CoA racemase
Biological process (GO): bile acid metabolic process
Cellular component (GO): mitochondrion
Molecular function (GO): alpha-methylacyl-CoA racemase activity
Source: RefSeq, a predicted model, not a curated record
CCUUAAGAAAUUGAUCUGGGGGUAAAGCAUUGUAGUCGGUGGUUUGUCACGGGUAGAAAUGUGGGUGGAACAGAAACGUAGUAGAAAAAAUUGGCGCCAUUACUACAAAAAGCGCGCGAAAUAAUUUGCCAGCAACCAUUUUAAUUAUGCGGAAAAGCGUUCCGAAGUAAGUAAGGAUGCCGCUACGAGAGAGGGAGAUAGCGAUACAUAUGACGAUUUCGAAGAAACGGUUAUUCGACAGCCUCCAGCGAGUUCACUCGCUCACCAAUCGCUCGAGAUGAUACUAACUGAAAUUCUUCAGUAGGUGCAAAAUCUUCAAGAAGAAAUAAGGCAAAACAGAUUAGUGCAAGCAAACCCGGUUGCCACCGACGAAAUAAUUGCGACGGCAUCCAGCGUAAUCGGUCGUUCUCAAGCUAGCUCCCAGCCCGCUCCGACACGUAAACUAUACGAUUUGCCGGAAUUUGAUGGGCGGCCAGAAGACUGGCCGAUGUUUAAAGAAACUUUUUUAAUGACAAGUGAAGAGUAUCAAUACAGUGACACUCAAAAUAUGAUGCGGCUACAAAAGACGGUCAAAGGCAAGGCGAGAGACACUAUCGAAUGCUUAUUGAUUCAUAGCAGAAACGUAUCUCAAAUUAUUAAAGUCUUAGGGGAGCGUUUUGGAAAGCCGGAACAGCUAGUGAAGAGCCAAAUUAACAAAAUUAGAAAUAUUGCCCCAAUUUGCGAAAGUCGCAUUGAGCAACUAGUGACAUUCGCGACCAAAGUCCAGAAGUUGUCUUCGUUUCUUCAGGCGGCUGACUGCGAACACCAUUUGUCCAAUCCGACGAUGAUGGAAGAACUGCUGCUGAAGCUUCCGGUACAAAGAUGCAUCGAGUGGGUACGUCAUGCUACAUCAAUUGUUCCGAGACCAACAAUUUGUCACUUCAGCGAAUGGCGAAGAGCUGUCAACGAUUGUGAGCUCAGCCUGCGCGUAUACGGGUUCGGAGCAACGCCAAAAUAAAUAUGAGGGGCGUCCGAGGUUUUUCCACGCGAGCGAGGCUAUCAGUGACGGUUCAUCGCGAACGAAGUGUGAUGCAUGGGCAGAGAGACACCGGUUAAGUAAAUGCAGGAGAUUUCUGGCGAUGGAUCUCGGUGACAGGUGGCGUCUAAUUCGUCGAAAAAGGCUGUGUUUCAACUGCUUGAAGGGAAACCAUCGCAGCAAUGCUUGUGAAGAACAGCACGAAUGCGGAGUUAGGGGUUGUACGAAAAUGUUGCACGCACUUCUUCAUGAACCCAGAGAUCGAGAGUGGCAGUUAGCGAAGCAAGGGCAGCGGGGGUAGGCAUCACAGUCGACACCGCAGUUAGCCACAUAACAGACUUUACCAUCGGCAUCAGGACAUGCGGCGUAGAGGCAUGGGGCAUCUGAGGCAGAGGUACAGCAAGACUUUACGAAUACUAUAGGGCAUAGUCCCGCGCCGAACUUAUUAUUUAAGAUAUUCCCCGUGUUGCUAUAUGCCAAUGGUAAGGAAAUUAAGUGCUACGCGUUCUUCGAUGAACGGUCAGCCAUAUUUUUGAUAAAUAGUGAGUUAGCAACGCGCCUCGGGCUUAGGGGCGAUAGCGAGAAUUUGACGUUACAGUGGAUUGGUAGCACGACCGUUACAGAACCUUCGCGUAGGGUGAGUGUACAGAUUUCUGGUGUCGGUCGUAACCGCAGGAAGUUUACAAUGCGUGAUGUUCGCACGGUUUCGAACCUUCAGUUACCAAUGCAGUCACUUAGUAUAUCUGAUCUUCAUUACAAGCACCGACACUUACCGAUCUGGCAAUAUAGCGACGCUACACCAGAGUUGUUGAUCGGCUUAGAUAACGCGCACAUUGGUAUUCCGCGACGUACAGCAUACGAUGGCAGCAGAGGACAUGCAGUAGUACUCACCAAACUCGGUUGAGUUAUCUAUGGGACGGCAAAUACUCUAACUCAAGCACGCUAUCACUCUGUUUGCAAGGGUAAGAGAUGAAACGUCCGACAAGCCGGAGGAUUCGUGGACGAUUUUAUAACCAACGAGAACAUGGGCGUAAGUGAGGUGAAGCAGGUGGCCGAGCCUCAAUACGUAGCACGAGCCAAGAAACUUUUGAAUGAAGAUACUAAGCGCGAUGGUCGUAAAUUUGAAACAUGUUUGUUGUGGAGGCGGGACGACGUGAAGCUUCCAGAGAGCCGCAAGAUGGCGGAGAAUAGAUUUCUAGCUUUGGAAAGAAAGUUUAGAGGUGAUAACCAUCUGAAGAGAGUAUAUACAACAAUCAUGGCGGAAUAUGUUGAGAAGGGUUACUGCCGCAAGCUGAGCAAGGAGGAAGCAGAGACGACAAGCGAACGUACGUGGUACUUACCUCAUUUUGGCGUAUACAACCCUAACAAACCAGGGAAACUCAGGCUCGUUUUCGAUGCUGCAGCAGAAUCGCAGGGCGUCUCGCUGAACUCAGAGCUACUAAGUGGGCCUGAUCUUUCGCAGCCGUUAGCAACAGUCCUCAUGAAAUUCAGACAGAAGCCUAUUGGAGUCUGUGCGGAUAUCGUCGAGAUGUUCCAUCAAGUGAGGAUAAGAGAUGAAGAUUUGACCUCACAGCGUUUCUUGUGGACAGCUGAUCCUGGAGUGCCGGUGGAGGAGUACGUUAUAAACGUAAUGACGUUUGGGGCUACGUGUUCGCCGUGCUCAGCGCAGUUCGUGAAGAAUAAAAAUGCGGAAGAUUUUAAAGAGCGAUUCCCGGAAGCUGCGGCGGCGAUCGUAAACAACCAUUACGUCGACGAUUUCGUGUAUUGUUUUUCAAACGCAGAUGAGGCCUUGAGAGUUACGAAGCAGGUUAUCUAUAUUCAUGAAAAUGGGGGCUUCGAACUUAAAAGGUUCGUAUCUAACUCGCAACUCGUUAGAAGCCUAAAUAAACAGAGUCCACUUUUACCUCUUCUGAAUCUCGAUAGGGAAAACGCAAGGAUGUUUCAAAAAGUGCUUGGGAUGUUCUGGGACACGGAACAAGAUGAAUUGAAAUUUAUUUUAUCCUUUGGAAAGGUUAACCAAGACGUGUUGAAGGAGAAGCGGCGUCCGACAAAUCGAGAAGUUCUCAGUAUGGCUAUGUCCGUGUUCGAUCCCUUUGGGAUCGCCGCAGAGUACACCCUAGAAGCAAAAUUAGUCCUGCAAAUGAUAUGGCGAGAGCGAGUCGAUUGGGAUGGAGGCAUACCCAAUGCAGUGUACGACAGAUGGCGAAAGUGGCUGCGAAUGUUGCCUGAAUUGGUGAAAGUAAGCAUACCACGUUACGGAGCUGCAUUUAUGAAAGCGCCGGCCGAGCUGCAUGUGUUUGUAGAUGCCAGCGAGAUGGCCUACGCUGCUGUUUCUUACUGGAGGAUAACAGACGACAAUGGUAACAUUCAGCUGACAUUCGUCGCGGGUAAAACUAAGUGCGCGCCACUAAAACUCAUGUCCGUGCCUCGUCUCGAGCUGCAGUCAGCCGUGCUCGCCACGCGUCUUAGGGAAAGCAUUGUCGAAGGUCACGAGAAGAUUCCGUGUAGUGUCGGGAUGUGGUCUGACUCAGAACGGUCCUAUCUUGGAUAAAAUCCGACCACCGCCGCUAUAAACCUUACGUGGCACACCGAUUUAAUGAGAUUCUGGAUGGCAGUGGCAUCAACGACUGGAGGUGGUUACCCAACGCAUUAAACCCCGCAGACCACAGGACGCGUACCAGAGAUGAAAGACGAGACUCACUCUGGAUCACGGGUCCGAAAUUCCUGAAAGAAGAGGAGACACGCUGGCCUCCAAAGGAAACGUACGAGGGCACGAACGUCGAGCUGCGUAACAAAUUUGCUAUUCUGUUAAUUAAAACCGAUACUACAUUUUUUAGGAAAUUUUCAUCCUUUACGAGAUUGAAGCGAGUUGUUGGCUGGAUACUACGAUUCCGAGAAAAUUGCCGCAGAACAAGAGCGACACGAGUCAAUGGCGUCCUGAUGGUGUCCGAGUUGAGGCGAGCUGAGACAGCUGUUAUUAAGGCAACACAAAUUGAGGUUUUCCUGGACGAAUAUCACACCCUGCGUGCAAACAAGCAAAUAGAUAAAAGUAGCGCGUUGUGGACCUUAAGUCCGACUAUGGACAAGGAAGGAGUAAUAAGGCUGGGUGGUCGGAUAGAUGUGGCCGUCGCAAUCCCCACUUACACCAGGCGCCCCGUUAUCCUACCAAGAAGAUGCCACCUAACAGAUAAUCUUAGAUCACUUCCACCGCAUAUGGAAACACCAAAACGAGUCAACGAUAAUAGCAGAAGUAGGUGCGAGGUGCGACGAGCCGCUAAGAGAUGCCAGAUUUGCAUGAAGGAAAAAGCAGCACCACAUUAACCAAAGAUGGGACAACUGCCGAUCGACCGCUUAACACCGUUUGUUAGGCCUUUCACUUACGUCGGGCUAGACUUUAUAGGGCCGUUCUCUAUCGUCAUCGGCAGACGGCGCGAGAGGCGCUGGAUUGCUCUCUUUACGUGUCUGACCACGCGAGCGAUACACCUCGAAAUAGCGAAAGACCUCUCUACAGACGCCUGCUUGAUAUGCAUACGUAAUUUCGUGUGUAGACGCGGAACCCCGGUGCGCAUUCGCUCCGAUAACGGAACAAAUUUCGUCGGUGCGGAUAAAGAGCUGAAAAGACAGCUGACUGAGUUCGACAAGGGCAAUAUAGCCAACGCGCUGGCCAGUCAUAAUAUAGAAUGGAUUUUCAAUUGCCCAUUGAAUCCGCAUGCUGGAGGGUGCUGGGAACGUUUGGUAAGAAGUGUUAAGAGAGCAAUGGGCCACGCAGUACACAAUGAAAGUCUUCAGGAGCACGCCCUAUAUAGUCUGAUGUGUGAGGCGGGAAAUAUCGUCAAUUCGUCAUUAAAGCCCUUAGCUGUGGGCGACAUCGUGCUCAUCUGCGAUAGAAGCUUGCACCAAUGGAGGUGGCCCAUGGGACGAAUAUUCGAAGUGUUCCCGGGUAAAGACGACCAGGUCAGAGCCGCACAAAUCCAGACGAAGACGGGCACAUUUAAGCGGCCGGCCUGCAUCUUAGCUAAGCUGGAGUUGGGUAAAUCUGGUUAGAUUUACGGGGGAGGGGCUGUUAGCGCAGUCACUUGCUUGUUCACUCAAUUGUAUUAAUCUAUUUGUACCUUAAUGUUGAUUUUGUAGUUACUUGCUUGUUCAAGCGAACCUAUCCUCUACUGUACCUUAAUGUAAUGUAAUAAUUGUUAUCGAUUUCUAAUUUUGUAAAAACGACCACAUCACUAAUGAAAAAAUCCAAACUCAUUCGUGAUCUGGCGUUUCAAGAGGAGGAAAGCACACAAAAGUGAAAUAAAGGAUCACGCCUUGGAAAGCGUUAUUGUCAGCAAAAGGCGAACUCUUAUUAUUUUGUUCCUCGCAAGAUCGCGUUUCUACACCCGGAAUAACAAUUCCGACAUUCUUAUUACACCUUAUUCCAUUUUAUUCUAUGCGUCAAUAAUACACUUAUUCCGACUAAUUCUCCUCUAUUCCGUAAAUAUUCUUAUUCCGGCAUAUUCGGAGUGUCAAUAAUAUGGCCAUUUGGGAAAACGACUUCGAUGUGUUACAAAACGGAAAAUGUACCAUAAAUAUAAAUUUAAAAACAUCUGAUGGACGCCAACUUGCUCGUAAAAUCAUUCAAACGCAGGAUGUUUUGAUUGAUCCGUUUCGACCUGGAGUUAUGGAGAAAAAUGGUAUUGGGCCAGAUGUCCUGUGUAAAGAAAACCCAAGGCUAAUUUACGCGCGCUUAACAGGAUUUGGCCAAUAUGGGUCCUUAGCAAAGAGAGCUGGCCAUGACAUCAACUAUCUUGCAAUUUCCGGUGUGCUCUCUAUGCUGCGCUCACAAAACAGCAAGCCAAUACCUCCUGUUAAUAUUUUAGCGGACUUUGCUGGCGGAGGUCUUAUAUGCGCUUUGGGAAUUUGUUUGGCACUUUUAGAACGUCAUCGUUCCGGUUGUGGACAAAUAAUUGAUGCGUCAAUGUGUGAAGGCGUUGCAUAUAUUUCUUCAUGGCUGUUUUUGUCACGCUCACUCCCCAUCUGGGGCAACCAAACGGGCCAAAACAUACUCGAUGGAGGAUCCUUCUUUUAUGAUACAUAUGAAACAAAAGACGGGAGAUUCAUCUCAGUGGGUGCACUGGAACCGCAUUUUUUCGAUAUUUUCAAACAAAAUUUGGGAUUGCCGGAACUUAUUCAGUUUCCUGCAAGUGAAUAUCAGAAAAACAGUGCCAGAGAGGCAGUAAAAAACGCAUUUAAAAAAAAAACACGAAAUGAAUGGUCAAAAGUAUUUGAAAACACUGAUGCUUGCGUAUUUCCAGUUGUUGAAUGGGAAGAAGUAGCGCAAUAUGGUCACAAUAAACAGCGUUCAAGCUUUCAGAAAUUUGAUAAUGAACUGGUACCUGUGCCUUCCCCUCUACUUAGCAGAACUCCUGGCACUCUUAAAAGUAAACGCGGUAAUUUAACUGCAGUAUCAGUAAAAGGGCAGGUAGAUAAUCGCGAAAUUUCAUUGUCAAGAUUUAAGGCAAAGAUAUAAGGGCAUAUAUUUUUUUUUAUUUUUACAAUUUGUUAGUCAAUUUCAACUAAUGUUUCUUGAUUAUUUCUUUAUUAUUAAAGUCCUUAGUUGUAAGAAGAUUUUAAUACAUACAUGUAUAUUCCAGCAUACGUUUGGUUUGGAGAAAAGUUCUUGAGUGAGCAAAAAUAUGAUAAUUAAGGAGUUCACAAGGUGUAGUAUCCCUUAAUAUUUCACAAUUACAAAUACAGAUUGUUUGAUCUCAUCACCCCUUCUCAAACUCUCAACCCUAAUUUAUUAUUAAGUAUCUUAAACCGAGUUACUCUAAACCCUUUGUAAAUACAUAUACAAAUUGCAAAUUGAA